Molecule: messenger RNA, 952 nt
Organism: Lycium barbarum (goji berry)
Lineage: Eukaryota; Viridiplantae; Streptophyta; Magnoliopsida; Solanales; Solanaceae
Exons: 3
Coding region: 133-681 (182 amino acids)
Source: RefSeq, a predicted model, not a curated record
UUUAAUUUCUAACUUACGUAUACGCAUCUUACCUUUUUUUUUUUUUAAAAUAAAAAAUAAAUAAAUAACUUUAUAAGUAUAUUUUCUUUGGGUUGCAGAGAGCAAAAAAAAAAUAAAGUUGGUAUAGGAAAGAUGGCUUCAACAGUGUUACUAGUAGUUAUUUUUGUGUUUGAUCUGAUUGCUUUUGGACUUGCUGUUGCUGCUGAGCAGCGGAGAGCUACUGCAACUAUCAACAAAGAUGCAGAGUAUAAUUACUGUGUGUAUGAAUCAGAUGUUGCAACUGGCUUGGGUGUGGGUUCAUUCUUAUUCCUUUUGGCUAGUCAGCUCCUCAUAAUGUUUGCAAGUCGAUGUUUAUGCUGUGGGAGGGCACUCCGACCUGGAAAGUCAAGAAAAUGGGCUAUUCUCUUAUUUAUCACCUGCUGGGUCACAUUCUUUAUUGCUGAAGUGUGCUUACUGGCAGCUUCCGUUAGGAAUGCCUACCACACGAAGUAUAGGACUUACUUGACACAACAUCCUCCGUCCUGUGAGGAGUUGAGAAAGGGAGUCUUUGGUGCUGGCGCUGCUUUCAUUGUUUUCACUGGCAUUGUCUCCGAGCUUUUCUAUGUCAGCUACUCCAAGGCCGAUGAAGGAUCCAUUCCUUCUAGAAUGGAUGGUGGUAUAAGGAUGAAUGCUUUCAGGUGAACCCAUUGAGGAGGAGACUUUGCUUGUACACUCACUAAACUUUGCAUUGACCUUGAGAAUGUGAUUUUCCCUAUUGGGUUGGUGAUUUGACUUCAACAGAAUUAGAGAUUCUGAUUAUAUGUUGUGACUGAUGUGCAUCCUUCAUCAUUGUCCAAUAUUGCUGAGUAAGGGAUAUAGAUAUAGAUAGGUAUCCUGCUACUUGUAAGUUCUGUUAUACAAUGUUGUUGAACAGAGUGUUUUUUGGGCCUGAUCUACUGUUCCUGUUGUCAUU